Messenger RNA from Oncorhynchus masou masou (cherry salmon), 844 nucleotides. RefSeq lists its product as uncharacterized. The record is from RefSeq and is a predicted model, not a curated record. The annotation marks the transcript as partial. NCBI's taxonomy places the organism in Eukaryota, Metazoa, Chordata, Actinopteri, Salmoniformes, Salmonidae. The transcript has 2 exons.
AUGGCCUCAAUGUGGCAAGGCUGCUGGUAUGAAUGCAUCCCAUCAUCACCAUCCCAGCUUAUCCCCCACCACCAGCCAGGCCCAGCCCACCACCAGCCAUGCCCAGCCCACCACCAGCCAGGCCCAGCCCACCACCAGCCAGGCCCAGCCCACCACCAGCCAUGCCCAGCCCACCACCAGCCAGGCUCAGCCCACCACCAGCCAGGCCCAGCCCAGCCCACCAGCCAGGCCCAGCCCACCACCAGCCAGGCCCAGCCCACCACCAGCCAUGCCCAGCCCAGCACCAGCCAUGCCCAGCACCAGCCAGGCCCAGCCCAGCACCAAGCCAGGCCCAGCCCACCACCAGCCAGGCCCAGCCCACCACCAGCCAUGCCCAGCCCACCACCAGCCAGGCCCAGCCCACCACCAGCCAGGCCCAGCCCACCACCAGCCAUGCCCAGCCCAGCACCAGCCAUGCCCAGCACCAGCCAGGCCCAGCCCAGCACCAGCCAGGCCCAGCCCACCACCAGCCAGGCCCAGCCCACCACCAGCCAGGCCCAGCCCACCACCAGUCACAGCAUGAACCUCCUCUCCCUCUCCUCCAAGCCCAGCCUGCACUCCUCUCCCCUCUCCUCCAAGCCCAGCCUGCACCUCCUCUCCUCCAAGCCCAGUCUGCACCUCCUCUCCCCUCUCCUCCAAGCCCAGCCUGUACCACCUCUCACCUCUCCUCCAAGCCCAGCCUGCACCUCCUCUCACCUCUCCUCCAAGCCCAGCCUGCACCUCCUCUCCUCCAAGCCCAGCCUGCACCUCCUCUCCUCCAAGCCCAGUCUGCACCUCCUCUCCCCCUCUCCUCCAAGCCCAGCCU